AUGCACUCCUGAGCCCCUUGGGCAUGGGUCAAGGGAAAGCACACGUGGCCAGCUCCUCUGCUCCAGGGCCAGCGGGCACAUGGGGCACCUGCUCCUGCAGACUGCGUGUGACACAGCUGGAGCCACUGGCCUCACGUCCCAUGUCCCAGCCACCCUCUCCACCUCCACACCACCCUGGGAGUCUGUACCAAGCAGGAGAAGCACACGGUCCCUGCCAAACUGCCUGGGCCCCUGGUCACACCACAGCAUGGCUGAUGCUGUGCAGGAUGCUGGGAUGAGCCUUGAAGGGGAAUGAUGUGGACAAAGGACCUCCAUUGUGGAGGGCAGCCUCCCUGUCCUCCUUUGAGCUGUCUGAUGUUGUCCACCAGCCAGGAAGAAGCACAGCCAGUGACUACUUCCCACUGGUCCUGGAAGCCAGCUGACUUCCUGGCAGGGCUGGUGAUCCUGGCACAGCACAGGCCUGGCAGGGGGGAUUGAUGACUUUGCUUCCCCUCAUCCCAUUCACCUCCCCAGACACCACUUCACACAUCCAUGCCAUUCCUGUGCCAUCCUCAGACUGGCCCCCUGUGCCCCCCAAGCCAGCAAAGGAGGGAUCUGGGGACAGCCACACCCCCAGCCCAGCAUGGAUGGAGCCGUGGUGAGCUGGAGAGGACAAGGUCCCUGCCAUGCAGGGGUGACCCAGCCACCACAGAGCCUCAGCAGCACCGACCUGGAGACAUCAGGAUUGCCAAGAACUCAGCAGUCACAAGCAGCUUGGCCCUCGGCUUCGUCAAGAGGCAAAAUCAGGACAAGAGAAAGGAAAAAGUCAAAGUGGAGCAGCAGCAGCCAUGGGUGAAACCAAGGCGUGAGGCAGGGACACUGGCACGGGCUGACAGCGUGCCCAGAGCUCUGUGUGACAUGCCAUUCACCCUCUCAGAGGCUGGGCACUCCCCUGGGCACAGGUGGGAAGGUCUGACGGGAUCUGUGUCCCGGUGCCCCCCCCGGGAGGGGCCUCUGCCACAGCACACAGCCCAGGCUCCAGUGUUUGCUCUCCAGCCUCCGGGAGGGUGAUAACCACCCGCUCCCCAGCCACGGCUCCAGCUCACCAUGCUGAAAUUCAAGAGGUAUUUGAUCACGAAGCUGAGUGCAAUCUACAGGUGCCAGCCAGGUCGGCUCUGGAUCUCCUUCAGCCUCCUCGUCCUCCUCCUGGUCACACUUCAGGUUGUGGAGAAGCUGCAGCCUCCUGGGAGCUGCCAGUGUGAGCUGGAGCGUGGCCUGCAGCCGACCACGGGCCAGGGGCUCGCCUCUGCCCUCCACAGCCCCGAGCUGCUGUGGGAGGAUGACUCCCCUCAGGGGCAGAGGGAAGCUGAGCCAGCCCCUGCUUCCACCGAGGAUGCUUUCAGGAUGCAUCUGUACCUCAGACCGGAGACCCCUCCGGGAAGCAGCCAAGAGGAGCGCUGGAUGCAGCGGCCCGAGGAGAGCAGCGAGGAGGUGAGAGCCCAUCUGUCACCCGCAGAGCUGAAGCCCCGGCUUCCUGGCCUGGAAGAAGCAGCCAGAGAAAGUCCUUCUCCAAGCCUUCCCGGCAGGGCCGCGGCAGAUUUGGCAGAAGCUGUCACCAGCAAGUUCAUCAUCUUUGCAAACAGGCUGGGCACAGAGGAGCAGAGGGGAAUGGCCCUACCUGGAAUGGUGCAGGUGGAGGUACAGAGCCAGACUCAGCCUCGAGCUCUGAGUUCUCCCCACCCUGAGUGGGGCACCUCAUUCACACAGCCUGUCCCAAACUCAGCUCAACCUCUGCAGGCAGAGGAUUCUUACAAAACAGACCUGGAGACAGGAUUUUUCCCAAGCUGGACAGAAGCCUUUAAGGUCAAGGAGGUAACAGCUGGGGAAGGUCGGCAUGCCAGAGAAGUCACCUCUCAAGGGAAGACGUGCAAGCCCAAGACUGACCUUGUUUUCCUGAAAGUCCACAAGAGUGCCAGCAGCACUGUCAUGAACAUCCUGUUCCGCUUUGGGGAGACACACAACCUCACCUUCGCCUUCCCCCGAGGCGGGGGCUUCCAGCUCUACUACCCCCACCACUUCAUGGCCAAGUUUGUGCAGGGCUUCUCCCCUCUGAGCCCCCGGCGCUUCAACAUCCUCUGCCACCACAUGCGGUUCCUGCAGCCGGAGGUGCAGAAGGUGGUGCCCAGCUCUGCCAUCUACUUCUCCAUCCUGAGGAACCCCGUGCAGCUGAUGGAGUCCUCCUUCGUGUACUACAAGGGCGCGUCGGCCUUCUCGCGCGUCCGCAGCCUGGAGGAGUUCCUCAGCCAGCCCUACCGCUACUACAGCCCCGCCAGCGGCGACCGCCACUACGCCAGGAACCUCAUCACCUUCGAUUUCGGCUUCAACCCCGACGGAGACGUGUCCCCCGAGCGGGUGCAGCUCAUGCUCAAGGCCAUCGAGGCGUCCUUCGACUUCCUGCUCAUCUCCGAGUACUUCGACGAGUCCAUGGUGCUGCUGAAGGAGAUGCUGUGCUGGGACCUGGACAGCGUCGUCUCCUUCCCGCUCAACAGCAGGGACAGCAGCACCAAGUCCGCCCUCCCGGACUCCGUGGUGGAGAAGCUGAAGGCCUGGAACAGGCUGGACUGGGAAAUCUACUCGCACUUUAACAGGACAUUCUGGGAGAGGAUCGAGCGGGCCGUGGGGCGGGAGCGGCUGCGGCGGGAGGUGAGCGCGCUGCGGCGGCGGCGAGCGGAGCUGGCCGGGAUCUGCUUGCAGGGCACGGGCAGCGUGGGGCCCAAGGACAUCAGGGACUCCUCCCUGCGCCCGCUGCAGCACGGCGGGGCCAGGAUCCUGGGCUACAACCUCAAGCAGGGCUUGGGGCGGGAGCUGGAGCGGACCUGCCGGCGGCUGGUGACGCCGGAGCUGCAGUACAGCAGCCUCCUCUACAAGAAGCAGUUCCCCCCGGUGCCGCCCGGCACUGAGCCCCACUGACCCCCCAGCAUCCUUCAACAUCUGCUGAGCGCAGCGAGGCUCGGGGCUGCCCUGCCCGGCACAGCCCGGCCACCCCGGGCACCUCUCCGGGCGCUGCCGGGGGAUGGACAGGACCGGGCUGCAGCGGGGCUCCCGGGGGAUGGACAGGACUUUUCCAAGGGGAAAUCCCCCCCAGUCAGCAGCUGAAACCUCGGGACAGCACCGGCUCCAGCAGCAAGGAGCAGAUCCAGGAGGGCAGCCCAAAUCCUCAGCCCCGCAGCAGAGAUGGCGACAGAACAGGGCCAAGCUGUAAAUCAGAGCUGUGGGGUUUGAUUUGCAGCGUGGGAAUGAGUCUGUCUGUCUGCCUGUCUGUGCAGCUGCACCUCGCCCCUGCUCCAUUGAUGUUACUAUGCUGGAAAAGCAGCCUCUUAAUUAAAAAUAACAACAGUCA
Taeniopygia guttata (zebra finch) is the source of this 3379-nucleotide messenger RNA. RefSeq names its product galactose-3-O-sulfotransferase 2-like. NCBI's taxonomy places the organism in Eukaryota, Metazoa, Chordata, Aves, Passeriformes, Estrildidae. Gene Ontology annotation, molecular function: galactosylceramide sulfotransferase activity. Gene Ontology annotation, cellular component: membrane. Gene Ontology annotation, biological process: glycolipid biosynthetic process. The record is from RefSeq and is a predicted model, not a curated record.